CCAUUGUCUCAAAUAAAUUGUUGAAAGUGGCAAAACCAUAACUAUAUUUAGCCCUGGUUUUUUGAUUUUCAACAUUAGAAUUAGAUCGAUCUCUCUCUCCUUUCUCUUCCCAUUUUCACAUUAUUUGUCACUCUUAGACAUCUUUGCACGUCAAUGGUCUAAAGCACUUGGGCGCCCUUCCAGGGCAAUUGUGUCUUUCCUUUUCUGUUCCUCUCUUUCCCGCGAAAGUGUUUCCCUCUCUAGGCUUCUGAUUUCACCCGAAUGACCUCCUCCCGCACAUUAUUUCACCGUCUAGUUCAUCCGUUAACCAGAGAAAACAGCCCUCUCUCUCUCUCUCUCUCCUGUACCCAUCAACUGUUUAUCUGGAGGUAUCUCUUCCAUCUCCAGUUUCCUGUGCUUAUCAGAGAUCUAGCACUUUUUAAGCUGCUAUAACCUCACUCUCUUUUUUUCUCUCUCUCUACAAGCUAUCUAUCGAGAUCUUGGUUUACUAUGCGGGCAUCUAAAUUGGGUUCGUUUCUCUCUCUCUAACCUGUAUGACUUCUCUCUCCCUGUAAACUAGGUCUUCUUCCAUUUACUUAAACUGCUUGCCAAUAUCUUCCUGCAUCAAAAUUGAGCCAUUUAAACCUCUUUUGAGAAUGGGUUAUGACUGUUGUUCUCUCUAAACUCAUUUAUCUCCUUUCUUAUAGACAUUGGAUUCCCUCUAUCAGUUGACUGGUUCUUCUCUCUCUGUAUUUGAUGGGUUUCUGCAAUGGGUUGUCUCUGGUUGAAAUUCGAGUAUCUUAUGACCCUGUGCUGGGUUUUUUCACGCACCCAUGAAAAACCAAUGCGCUCAUUUUGUUGAAUUAUGAUAUAUUUGGAGGACCCAUAUGGAAAUCAUUGCCUGAUUAGGUCAUUUCUGCGGUUCUUCCACUGGGUUAGGGUUUUAAGGGUAAUUUUUGGGUUAUACCCGCCAUGUCCGAGGAUGUGCUAAUGCAUUUGUCUUCAAAUUCGAACCAGUCUGAUCCUUCUUUGCCCACAAAGCUUGCAAAACUCGAAGCUAGAAUGGCAGGGAAGGGCGCAACAGUUCAGGUGCCAUGGCACUCUGCUUCUUCGGCUAAAUCUGGGACCAAUGAAGAAAUAGCCGAAACUUCAACUUCCACUGAUUCAGACGAUGACGUUGGUGAUGAAUAUUUAAUACAACCUAACAUUCAGAAGAGGCAGAGAUGCAAUGAUGAGGAGCAACCAUCCUCUUCUCAUCAAUCAGAGGGAGUAGUAGAUGGUAGAACAAAGAUCAUGGAUACCAUGGACCUACAAAUAGCUGUGGAAGAAUCAAACCGUAAGAAAAAUGGUCGUGGCCGGGGUCGCAGUGCGGCAGGGAGGGGGCGUGCUUCAAGGGCAAAUGAUACAAGCCGUGCAGUUGGGGCUUCUCCAAUAACUACAUUAUCAAAUGGCCAAAGCGAGAAAUUAGCACAUAUGGAGAACUGGUCUAGAGAACAGUUUGACAAGGACGAGAAGGCUUCUUUACAUGAGGAGCUGGCAUCCUUGAGAGCCAAAAAUGCAUCCCUAGAAGAAGAACUUCCUAGAGCACGCCAAGAAUCAGCUGAGCAUCAACAAACAUGCUGGCAAUUAGAAAAGGAACUGAGGGAGAUAAAAGACCAGGAGCAGCAGAUGAAGCCAAAGCGAAUAAAAGUAUUGUCUGAUCUGCUGAUAGCUGUUGCGAAAGCGGAGAGGCAGGAAGCAAGAAUGAAGAUACGCCAGGAUUCCUUAAGGCUGGGAAAUGUUGGCAUAUUGAGAGCUGGUACUGUUCUAUCGGAGACAUGGGAGGAUGGUCAAGCGCUCAAAGAUGUUCAAGCUCAUCUUAGGUACUUAUUGGAAACGAAGGAGGCUAUUGAGAGGCACCGGAAAUCAUUGAAGAAACGACAAUCUGAUAAGAGUGAUGGAAGUGAUCAUGAUGGAGGAGUACCGGAAGAAGACUUUCUUAUUCAAGAUGAGAUAUGCAAGUCUCGGCUGCUCAGCAUAAAACGGGAGGAAGAGAUGUCACUGAGAGAGAGGGAUCGCUAUGAACUAGAAAAAGGAAGGCAUAUUCGGGAGAUGAAGCGCAUUCGAGAUGAGGAUGGAUCUCGAUUCAACAAUUAUCAAAUUUUAAACCACCGAUAUGCUCUUCUAAAUCUUCUUGGAAGGGGAGGAUUUAGCGAGGUUUACAAGGCAUAUGAUUUGGUGGAGUACAGAUAUGUGGCAUGUAAGCUUCACGGCUUGAAUGCACAGUGGAGUGAGGAGAAGAAGCAGAGCUACAUUCGGCAUGCAAUUCGAGAGUACAACAUCCAUAAGACACUGGUGCAUCCACAUAUUGUGCGUCUGUGGGACAUCUUUGAGAUUGACCACAACACAUUCUGUACAGUCUUAGAGUAUUGCAGUGGAAAAGAUCUUGAUGCGGUGCUAAAGGCUACCCCAGUUUUGCCGGAAAGGGAAGCUCGUAUAAUAAUUGUUCAAAUAUUUCAAGGACUUGUAUACUUGAAUAAGAGACCACAGAAAAUUAUUCAUUAUGAUUUGAAGCCAGGGAAUGUUCUCUUUGAUGAGGUUGGUGUUGCAAAAGUGACUGAUUUUGGUCUGAGCAAGGUAAUGGAAGAUGAUGUUGGAUCCCAAGGUAUGGAGCUUACUUCUCAAGGAGCUGGAACAUAUUGGUACUUGCCUCCAGAGUGCUUUGAGCUCAACAAGACACCGCUUAUAUCAUCAAAGGUUGAUGUUUGGUCAGCUGGUGUUUUACUCUACCAAAUGCUCUUUGGUAAACGCCCAUUUGGCCAUGACCAGACCCAGGAAAGGAUCUUACGGGAAGACACAAUUAUAAAGGCCCGCAAGGUGGAGUUUCCAUCACGCCCCUCGGUGUCAAAUGAGGCAAAGGACCUCAUUCGGCGAUGCUUGACAUAUAACCAGGCCGAGAGACCAGAUGUUCUGACCAUUGCCCAAGAUCCAUAUUUCUCAUAUACUAAGAGAUAACACCACUCAGCAGGAUUGCAGGGGAGAGAGAGGGUUAUUUUUGGGAAGGGAGAGUAUUUGACUUUGUUUUUGGUUAAGGUGAUGUAGUCCUCACAUCCAGUUUGUGGGUUCUGCUCACCUGGCAAUCUGCAAUUUCCUCUUCAAAUUUCUGUACAGUUUGUAAAUUCUUUUGUUGCCUCCAUAUUUAAACUCAGUUUCAUCUUUUUAGAGCCAGAUUUGCGGGUUCCUUGAGAUCUAGAAUGUGUUAGCAUUGUGAUGCGGUAAACAAUAUGUUUGCAAAUUUAGGCACUCCUACAAAAGUAAUUCUAGAGAGAGACCGAAAAAUCAUUGAGAUUUGACAUUCAGUUUGAAACUUUCAAAUUUAUAUAUUGUCAGUGGAGUUGCCUCAGCAAA
Amborella trichopoda is the source of this 3366-nucleotide messenger RNA. RefSeq names its product Protein kinase superfamily protein (gene TSL). Lineage: Eukaryota; Viridiplantae; Streptophyta; Magnoliopsida; Amborellales; Amborellaceae. The record is from RefSeq and is a predicted model, not a curated record. Gene Ontology annotation, biological process: chromosome segregation; intracellular signal transduction; peptidyl-serine phosphorylation. Gene Ontology annotation, cellular component: nucleus. Gene Ontology annotation, molecular function: protein serine/threonine kinase activity; ATP binding.